AUGAGGGGACUCCUGUCGUUUUACCGGGGCCUGCACACCCUGAGUAACCGUCAAGCCAGACGAAAAGCUGGGAUUGUCGGUUCUCGGUGCGGGUUUUGCGGAACUCAGUCUAAUAGCAAGCCACAGCCGAGCUUUGGGCUGCUGUUGGACAUUGAUGGCGUGCUUGUCCGGGGAAGGAUGCCAAUCCCUGCUGCAAAGAAGGCGUUUGAGAAGUUGGUCGACUCUCAGGGACAAUUUGUGGUUCCAGUGGUUUUUGUCACAAAUGCAGGGAAUUGCCUCCGACAAACAAAAGCAGACCAGCUCUCUCACAUCCUGGGAGUACCUAUUACACAAGAUCAAGUCAUCAUGUCCCAUAGUCCCCUGAGGAUGUUUAAGAAGUUUCAUGACAAAUGUGUGCUGGUGUCAGGACAGGGACCAGUCCUGGAGAUUGCUAAAAAUGUGGGCUUUACGAAUGUUGUCAGUAUUGAUAUGCUGAGGGAAUCAUUCCCAUUGCUGGACAUGGUGGAUCACAACAGGAGACCCAAACUACCGUCCAACCCUCUUGGCAAGCUUCCUAAGGUUGAAGCUGUAAUUCUGUUCGGGGAGCCAAUUCGAUGGGAGACCAACCUGCAGCUAAUAACUGACGUUUUGUUGACCAACGGUAACCUCAGCAGUGCUCACCAAACCCAAAACACACCUCACCUCCCCCUGCUGGCCUGCAACAUGGACCUCAUGUGGAUGGCUGAGGCACAUUCCCCGCGGUUUGGGCACGGGACAUUUCUUGUGUGCCUAGAGAACAUCUAUAAGAAGAUAACCGGCAAAGAUCUGAAAUAUGAUGCUCUCAUGGGAAAACCCAGUGAGCUGACCUACCAUUUUGCGGAGUACCUUAUCAGAAGCCAGGCCACGGAAAGGCAAUGGAAUCUUCCCAUCACUUCCCUUUAUGCUAUAGGGGAUAACCUUAUGACGGACAUCUACGGUGCCAAUCUAUACAACUGUUACCUGAAGGAGAGAGUUGCGAGAAAGAACCCCAAAGCUGUUGCUAAGAUGGUGGCCGCCACGGGGUCCACCACUGCGUUGCCCCAGGAGGACGAGAUCGACAACCUGUGGGAGAGCGAGCUGGCGCUGCCCUCUGCCACUUCCUGUAAGUCCGUCCUUGUCUGCACAGGUGUCUACAACCCUAAUGCAGAGGUGCCAUCUGAUGCAAAUCACUGCAUCAAAGAGACUGUGUUCCACGGGCACCGGGACUUCAGAUUCGACCCUGCGCUGGUGGAGCCGGGCCACAUUGUACAGGAUGUGGCAGAAGCUGUUGACCUCAUCUUUGAGCAGGAGAAGUUUGUGCCCUAG
Messenger RNA from Micropterus salmoides (largemouth bass), 1323 nucleotides. Its product is annotated as haloacid dehalogenase-like hydrolase domain-containing 5. Gene Ontology annotation, cellular component: mitochondrion. The transcript has 8 exons. Bases 1 to 1323 code for a protein of 440 amino acids. Gene Ontology annotation, biological process: glycerophospholipid biosynthetic process. The record is from RefSeq and is a predicted model, not a curated record. Lineage: Eukaryota; Metazoa; Chordata; Actinopteri; Centrarchiformes; Centrarchidae.